AUGAAAAUUGUUCUUUGCCUAGUAAUGUUCUUUCUUUUCAUAAACGGUUUUGCAACCGCACAAAAUCUCAUUCAAGACUCUUGCAAGAAAGCUGCAGCUUCAAACCCGAAAAUCAAACUCGACUUCUGCGUCAAGACCCUCGAAGGUAACCCACAGAGCAAAACAGCGAAAAGCCUCGUCGACUUGGUCAUGGCCUCGACCAAGGACGUUGCCACCAAAACAACCAGCUUGGAAGCAACGGCUGACAAGAUUCUCAAGGAGAAGAAGUUCGCAAAGGACAGUGAGAUGCCGUUACGCGACUGCCUUGAGCUUUACACAGACGCUACUGCGUCAUUGAAUGAAGCUAUGGCGAGCGUUAAAUCGCGUAAUUACAAAACCGCCAAGGUGGGUAUGAGUGCUGCAAUGGAUGCACCGAGUACUUGUGAAACUGGUUUCAAAGAAAGAAAGACACCUCAGAAGUCUCCGUUUACGAAAGACAAUGAUGUUUUGUCUCAGACCCUUUCAGUUACUUUAGCUUUGACAACCAUGUUGAAAUGA
This is a messenger RNA of Eruca vesicaria subsp. sativa (arugula), 537 nucleotides long. Lineage: Eukaryota; Viridiplantae; Streptophyta; Magnoliopsida; Brassicales; Brassicaceae. The record is from the annotation of a GenBank genome assembly.